Xylaria bambusicola is the source of this 3699-nucleotide messenger RNA. RefSeq lists its product as uncharacterized. Gene Ontology annotation, molecular function: ATP binding; protein kinase activity. Gene Ontology annotation, biological process: protein phosphorylation. The transcript has 2 exons. Lineage: Eukaryota; Fungi; Ascomycota; Sordariomycetes; Xylariales; Xylariaceae. The record is from RefSeq and is a predicted model, not a curated record. Bases 1 to 3699 code for a protein of 1232 amino acids.
AUGGAUCCUCAUCAAGCACAGCGUCCUCACCUCUCCAUGACCAAUAACACCCCUCACCUCCCCGCCAUCCCGUCGCGGACGGCCAACAGCACCCCGGUGUCGUCCCCGGGGCUCUUCAGCCCGACGAACAUCCGCUCCAAUGUAUUCCCCCAUUUUGCCUCGGAUACCUCUACGCCAUCUGCUUCUAUGAAUAGCCCUUAUUUGCACCCCUUGCAAAGCCACAAAGUGAGAGAAACGCACAAGGCGCUUGUAGACCUCGACUUGAUGACAGGGCGGAAGUUGAUCAAUCAAUAUCAGGUCUUAGAAGAGCUCGGUCGUGGUGUACAUGGUAAAGUAAAGCUGGCAAAGAAUUUGGAGAACGGCGAAAAUGUUGCUAUUAAGAUUAUUCCGCGAUUCUCGAAAAAGAGACGUUUAGGAAAAGUUACCGCAUCUCCACAAGACAAAACCAAGCGAGAGAUUGCCAUUCUCAAGAAAAUCCGCCACCCAAAUGUUGUUGGGCUGCUCGAAAUUAUCGACGACCCUGAGCUGAAGAAGAUUUACGUCGUCUUGGAACAUGUUGAGCUUGGAGAGAUUGUCUGGCGCAAGAAAGGCGUCCCGUUUAUCUGUUUAUGGGAGAGGAGAAUGGUAGAAAAGGGGAUGAACGGCGAACUGACGACGACCGAUGAAGAGGAAAGCGAACGAUAUUACCAGCUUCUCGAGAAACGACAUGCAAUCAAUGAACUGAAGAGGGCCAAGAUGCAAGAGUCACAAAGAGGAGCUGGGGACUACUGGAGCAUAGAGUAUGGUGCUGCCAAUGAUGAUGAUUACGGUGAGGCUCAAGCAUUUUCACUCGGCAGAGAUGGGGACCUCACUGCCUUGCCGUCCACUGCAGUUCCAUCUGCGUCACACCCUGGGUCUAGAGACGCAUCCAUAACUCGCUGUUCGAGCCGAUCAGCCGUAUCUGGCACACGCUCCAACACUCCCUUGCCCUCUGAAUGCGACGUUUCGUCGAUUGACAUCAACGAUGAAAGCGAGCAAGAGACACCUGGCCCUUUGCGAUCGAAACCUGGAUCUUUGGUUGCUUUGGAAGGGACAAUGUAUGGUGCUUAUGUCGAAGAGCAGGUGUUCCGUGACAGGUCCCCAAGUAUGGCUGAUUCCAUCAUCUCCCACAUGUCGUCAAUUGACUUUGGCCCGCUACCUCGUGACUCGUUUUCGGACGAUUUCUCUUAUGUUCCAUGCUUUACCAUGGACGAAGCCCGUGCAACCUUUCGGGACACGGUCUUGGGUCUCGAGUAUCUUCAUUACGAGGGCGUGGUCCAUCGCGACAUCAAACCCGCAAAUCUGUUAUGGACCAAGGAUCAUAGAGUGAAGAUAUCGGAUUUUGGGGUAUCAUAUUUUGGCCGACCCAUUCGCGAAGGCGAGCCUGAUGAACUGGUUUCCGAAUCGGAGGCGAGAGAUUUUGAUGACGACCUAGAGCUCGCCAAAACUGUUGGCACACCUGCUUUCUUUGCUCCGGAGCUGUGCUAUACGGAAGUCGAUCACGAACAACCCAAGAUAUCGGAACAAAUAGACGUAUGGUCCCUAGGUGUAACCCUCUACUGUCUGAUAUUCGCCCGAAUACCAUUCAUGGCUGAGGAUGAGUUUCAAAUGUUUAAGAAGAUAGCUAAGGAAGAGGUAUAUAUCCCGCGUCGGCGCCUUCGCCCAGUUGAUCCUCAUCAUUCACCAUUAUCGACGUCCUUCCACAACAGGGUAAACAAUGGACCAUAUCGGGAUGACAACAGUUUAUCCUACGAAGAAAUCGACGAUGACUUACACGACCUCAUGCGUAAAAUGCUUAUCAAAAACCCCGAAAAACGCAUCAGGUUGAGAGACGUCAAACGCCAUCCUUGGGUGGUUGCCGAUAUUAACAUGCCUCCGAUUCAGUGGAUUGAUGAAACUGAUCCUUCACGUCGGUUCUCCGGUCGCAAGAUCGAAGUAGACGAAAAAGAGAUAACACGGGCGGUUGUGCCUCUUACUUUGAUGGAAAGGGCACGCUCAGUUGUCAAGAAAGCUGUGAACAAGGUGAUGAUGCACGGUGGCCGGACAGAGAAACAAGAGAAUCACGGCCCUUCUCGGAGAAGGGCAGCAAGCAGCGUCGCAAGCUCGAACGGUGAAAUGCCUUCAAGUACGAGCCCGUUCCCCUUCUUCCCAGAAUUCCGCCGAAAAAGCAUACGGCCUGACGACUAUUUUACGACACCCAGAGAAAGUGAACACCCUCUGUCUCAAAGCGUAAGUGCCACCCCACACGAGUCUCCGAUCAGAGAGCUUCUUGAUUCUCCACGACAACACCCGACACCUCCCGGUGCAGAGCUAAAUUCUACAACCAACGACUACGGGAGUAUAUUUGACAUGUUACCUGGUUUAGGGGCUCCGCUCUCCUCAUCUACGUCCCUCUCGUCAGGCCGAAGCCUGAUUGCUCCUCAACGCCAUGCGCGAGUGAGAUCGGUUAGCAAUGCCCAGAUCGCGUUGGCGCAUGCCAAGGAAAAAGAAGAGCAAAUGGCGUCUGGAAUUCCCGUUGCUGCCGAUGGUAAAGCCGCAGAUAAUUCGAUUGCCUCCUUGAGAAAAGCACGUGAUGUUCGAAUCAACGACGAUCCUGCCCGAUCAAAGUCAGUCGACCGGGGAUUAUUCGGAAGCGAAGAUAAACGAGCAGAGCCCAUGGUUGCGCUUAGCACUGCAGUUGCUCCUGGCAAUAUAGAAUUGCCUCCACGCCCGUUGUCCGUUGAUCCUAGCUGUGCCGCGAAUAGGUUCUCGCUCAUGUCUCCAAUUUUGUCGCCUUCGGCUUCCCGUACCUACCAGCAUGGCCAGUUCAACUCCGACUCAAACAUCCAUGGAAAGCACCCUAUUGUUCCCGAACCUGACCGGCGACCGUUGACAGCCCACCAUGUCAUGCAAAUGGAAGGGAAGACGCCCCCUCCGAGGGCAUACAACUCGUCCACCCCAGAGACUUUUGCUCGAGCCCAGCAACGCAUGAUCCGACAACAGAUCCGUGAGUCCGAGGAACAAGUGAAGCAUGACGACACGUCAUCGCAUAAUGGCAAUGUCACGUCAUCAGUGCCACCAUGCCCUCCGUCGCCAGAUGAUGAGAUCGCAAGGGAAGACAGGCCAUUUUCAUCCAGGGUUAACACUGCAGGUACCUUGGCCACUUCCAACUCCACGUCUUCUGGGGCUUUCUGUACUCCGAUGACUAGUCCAAUAAGUAUUGAAAACCUGCCCCAGCAGAGUUUCCGGUCAGAUCCCUCACUUCCCGCACUACUCAGCGGUGCCAGUUCUGUUUCAGCAGAUGCUGAAGGUGAUUUUCUACUGAAGCCUGGUUCCUUCGACCGACCGUCUCUUAUAGACACUACAGACUCCUUAACCCCACCUGCAUUGGGGAAAGAGCCUAUCGAGGGGUUCCCCCUGAGGGUAGAUGAUCAGUACCCAACAUUGUUUCCAGGGCCACGUCAUCAGAUGAAAGCCUCUACUUUACCGUCUUCCGAUAAUGUAGAUGACAACGAGGAUAACGAGAGCGACAGCGAUGACGGCCUUACAAUGGCCAAGACCAGAAGACGAGUUUUGCCCAAGGAGUACGUCAACUCUCCCAUUCUUGAAAGGAUGGCAAAUCCGAGAAGACGCGACACGCAAACUAGCGUGACGAGCAUCGGCAGCACAGAAACGGCCAAGAAAGUGACUGCAGAGCCGUGA